Molecule: messenger RNA, 9667 nt
Organism: Hyalella azteca
Lineage: Eukaryota; Metazoa; Arthropoda; Malacostraca; Amphipoda; Hyalellidae
Gene: pps
Product: PHD finger protein 3
Exons: 22
Coding region: 329-7867 (2512 amino acids)
Biological process (GO): DNA-templated transcription
Cellular component (GO): nucleus
Molecular function (GO): protein binding
Source: RefSeq, a predicted model, not a curated record
GAUGCGCAGUUCUAACGUCUUGAAACAGUCCGGCCAUGAUGGCUAAAAUAAGGUAGUCGUAGGGUCGUGAAUGAGAAAUGUGUUAUUAUUUCUAAUUGAUGGUAGAAGCUUUGCGUGUGUCGCAGAAACCGGAGACUCAAAUUCUUACAUGUAGUAUUUAUUUGGUUUGUAGUUAUAUUAUUUCAUAAAUUCGCCAACGCAGUAACGUUUUAUCGACUGAAAUUAGUUCAGCCGCAUCGAUCGUUCAUCGUGCGACGUAACCGCUCAUCUCGCAAGAUUUUUUCUUUAUUUUGUACAUUCUGCCUGAAAACUUCAUGACAAUUCUGGAAUGUCCAGCUCAUUUGUGAAAGACUGCAGUGAUGCCUCCACUCCAGCCAGCAGCUACAGGAACAACAGCGAUGGCUUGAGCCUAAAUGCUGCUCCUCCUGCAGCUUCUGGUGGCAACAAAACUGUCUUCAUCAUCGUCAAUAAUGACUCGCAAAUUGACCAAGACCAACUCUCUUCCAUAUUAGCCAGUCACGCGGGCGCCUCGAGCGAAGUGAGUGUGGUUCAGAUGGCUGGUGGUGGUGGCAGCAUGAACGACGUCACGCAGCAUGACUCCCCCGACGCUACCUCGACCUUGCAGGCUGCUACUGCAGUAGGGCUCCUCAACUCAACCUCCACCAACUACCAGGACCCUUUGGACUCUGUUUCAGAAGUUGGUGCAGGAGGUUAUUCUGAGCUGCCACUGGAUGUCGAGUCACUACACCAAUUGGAGAGCGUCCUAUGCACGGACGAGGCGCGUCAUCUGCUAGCUUCAGAUAACCUCCUGGACAUUCUGGGCGCUGCAGCUGCUUCUGGCGCAUCAGAUUGUACACCUGCCGGCGACUCUACUUCUUACCCGACCGGCCCUAACCACAGCACCGCGAGCUGUGCCCCAGUGACGGGUGCCUCCUCUGGUGCUGGCGGUAAGGCUGGUCGUGGCAGAAUGAGAGCACCUCCUAAACGACGGUCACAGCGCCAGCAGGACAAGGCUGAACGAGACGAGGUGACGAAAAUAUUGGCAGAGAAUCAGCGCAUGCUGCAGCGGGAGAGAGAGGAGCUCAUGGCGGCUGAGUCGUCGACUGGUUCCCUCAACCAGAACCUCGAAGUACAGGGAGAGUUAGACUAUAGAAACCAGGAUAGACCCAGAGAGCUUCAACCUGAGGCAUCUGACAACGAACAAAGUGGAGAAAGCGACUCUGAAGAGGAAGAUAGUGAUGACGAUGAUGGGCAAGAUAACAAGUCCGAUGACUCGGAUUAUACAACUCGUGGGCUCCAUAAUUCUCGGCCAGUGUCCAUCCCUCGAGUUGCAAAAGCCGCCACAAGAGGUCGAGGUAGACCUCGGAAAAAUCCUGCUGACAUGAGCUCAGUUUCAGGGCGUGGGAGAUUGCGUGCGGAUCAUGAGGGUGGGAGGGGUGGUGGUCUUGUUUCUAGGCCUGGCUCGUUGAGAGGUUCUAGGGGCAGAGGACGCGGUAGACCGCCGAUGAGGGGCAGUAAAGGUAAACAUAUGCCCGUUAUGCCCGAAGAUGAGGAAGAUGAUGAGCUUCCUAGCCUCGAUGGUGGCAGUGAAGGCCCAGCUGCUGCUGUUGCUACGGAGGCUGAAGAUGAUUUGGACGAUCUUGAAAAGCAGCUAAGCGAUCUACACGGCGGUGCUGACGCGGCUACGGCUCCUGCAGCCUCACCGUCCAUCACAGAGCAGCUUUCUCAGCCUAAGAAGAUCGUAUUUCUCAAGAAGGGCGUCAUCGGCACCAACAAGAAUGCGCCUGUCAAGAAGAAAACUUCUAAGGCGGAACCUGCGGUCCAGAGGAAGUCACUCUCACCAGAGAAUAAAGAAGAUGCUGCAAAGAUCCAGGAAGCUGCUGACGAUCAGCAAGAUGAGGAUGAGGAUGGUGAAUAUGAGGAAAAAGAUGAUGACGAUGACGAUGGUGAUUAUGAUCCAGUUAAAGAAUCCGAGAAAAUGAAUGCAGUCGAUGACGCGACUCGAGAAGGCGAUCGAGCGCGUGCUAAGAAACGUGCCAAGAACCAAAGCCCUGACAAGUCAGCGAAACAAAGUUCCAAGAAAAGCGGGAGCCCCUCUAAAAAAUUAGCCGUGAAGAAGGCUAAAACACCAAAGCAUGCGGAAGCAACUCAUCAAGUUGUUCGGCGCGUUAGAGAUAAACAAGGCAACUUCCAUUUUGUGAAGAAAAAAAUGUUCAAAAGUUUAAAUAAAGAAAGAUCUGAGAAAAAUUGUCAGCUUGACAAGAAAUCUGUGUCUGAGAAGCUCAAGUCGAAUCCAGUAGAGACUGAUUAUCUGAAAAUCCUGCAAUUGGCCCAGAAGAACGUCGACGACGCGGCGACUCAUGCACCCAAGAAGAUUUCUAAAUCGUUGCCUGACCCUAAAUCGGUCCUGAAGAAGAUGAAGGAAACAAUGGCGGAUAACAAACCUAAAAAUUCCAUAUCGAGUAAGGAGCAUGUAAAACAUAAGUUUGAAGAUCACAAUAAAUCCCUUCCAUCCGCCAAGAAAAAACGUGAAGACUCGUCCACUGCAGAAGCCGAUUCUUCCAAAUCGCCCAAAAUAAUUCAAAAGUCACCUGAGCCGCCGCUACAGAAGAAGCAUAAGUUAUUCUCUAGUGCCCUCGAUGUGCCCUACGAGUCGCUAAAAACGAAUAAAGUUGUGAAGAAGUUUGCUACUGGGAGUGGCAUCAUAGGAGGGUCAAAGGUUAAGACAUCAGCAACACCAGUCAAACGUAAGGAUGAUUCUCAGGUUUAUAAGGACGCUAACAAACAACUUCUCAAUAAACUCACUACCAAACUUGGCAAGGUCUCAAAAAACGUUCCUGUAACCGUCGAUUUCGUUCAAAAUAAAAGUGCAACUCCAUUAAAAUCGCUCAAGAGUUCCCCUAAAAAACUCAAAGUAAGUCCGGCGUCGGCAAAAUACAAGGAGGAGUUCGAUGAAGAGGACGAGGAGCUCGACGACCUGGAGGAAUACAGGCCCGUUGACCCUGUUUCCGCUGACCAGGUGCGCCGCAGCAAUCGUGCGCCUAAGAAGAAAUCUUUCGGUGACGAGAUGAUAAUGUUGGGUGAGGACAACCACGAAGACGAGGCUGAUUCGUCUGACGAUGGUGAUCAUGAUGAUAAAGAUCUUGAUAAAGAUAAUGAUGAGUUAAUUGAUGAGGAUGAUGAAGACCAGCACACGCUGAAGAGGAGAAGAGGGCUAAUAAAGAAGGAAGAGGAAAAGCUCAGGACUGUUGAUGUCGAAGUUGUUGAUGAAUUACCCAAAGCUCAAAAAGAUGAAGACUUCAGCGUUGAAGAGCUUUUACAGAAAGAAGAGGAGGAGGAAGAGUUGUCUUCAGAAGAAGAGUUUGUGGAGGAGGACGACCCAGAGCGGCUGUGGUGCAUAUGCCAGCGUCCACACAACAACCGCUUCAUGAUCUGCUGCGACACCUGCGAGGACUGGUUCCAUGGCUCCUGUGUGGGCAUCACCAAGGCCAUGGGCAAGAAAAUGGAGGAAGACGGCAAAGAAUGGAUAUGCCCCAACUGCAAGAGAGCCACCAAAACUCUACAGGGUUCGGCUUCUGCUGUAGGAGAUAGUCAGGCGUGCGGCCAGUGCCGGACGGCGGUGCGGCGGCCUGGCUCCGUUUUCUGCUCUGACGCCUGCGUGCUCACGAACGCCGCAUCCGCCCUCCGAGCCACGCACGAACCACUGCAGAUGAAUGUGGGUGAGGUGGCCGGACGCAAGCCCUCCGUGGACCAGCAAGUGAAGAGCGACCCUCGCGUGCUGGUGGUUAAUAACAACACGGGACACGUGCUCUCAGGUAAAGACGCGCCGACGCUGAGUGAACUCACGGAGUUCAUGAGGCUGAACCCCGACUACUCGUUGGUGCAGCCUGGCGCUGUAAACCCUCGCCGGGCUUCAGAGUCAAGUGAACCCAGAGUGGCAGACCCGAGGGCCCCCAACAAACCUGGCCGCAUUACCAUCAACGUCAGCAAAGCCGCGGCGCAGGCUGGCUUCAAGGAGAACCUACAGUCGGGGUCGUCGUCAGCGCCCGUCACUCAGACCAGCGGACCUCGGAAGACUAUCCUCCUGACGAGCGUCAAGGCGCCGCCUAAUGUUGCUGCUGCUGCUGCUGAACAACUCCAUCCAAAGCCCGUUAAAAAACAUAAACCAGAGACUCCUCAGCCUCAACUCAAACAAAGCAAGAAGAGAUCGCGCUCUGAAUCUGAGAGCAGUCGGGCGGAACACCCGCCCAGCGCGCCUGCGGCCCCGCCGACACCUGCGGCGCCGACUGUACACGACAUCCGCCGCAAUGUGCGCAAAGCUCUCACCGACUGCCUGCUGCGACGGUGUGAGCAGAACAGAGCCGAAUUCCCUGACGUUGACAAAAACAAGAUCGAGGAGCUCGUCAAGACCAUCGAGAACGAACUCUUCGUCUACUUUAAUAAAAGCGUGAACAUAAAGUACAAGUCACGCUACCGAAGUCUCGUCUUCAACAUCCGCGAUGAGAAGAACGGCGGCCUCUACCGCCAGAUCUUGACGGGAGCCGUGACGCCUCUCAAGCUCGCCACCAUGACCUCCGAUGAGAUGGCGUCCAAAGAACUCGCAGAGUGGAGGCAAACGCAGGGCAAAAAGGAGCUUGAAGCCAUCCAGAAGCAUGAGCUUGAUAGGCUGGCUUUGGGCAACACGUACAUCAUGAAGAGCCAUAAAGGAGAAAUUGAGAUCGACAAAGACGAUUUUAUUAAAGACAGAGAGAAAGCUGGCGAGGCUGUGAAGCUCCCAGAAGAAGAGCCUCUGGUGGAGGAGCUCACCGGCGUUGGCACGUCAGGCGUGGCCAUCACUGCAGCCACUAUUGAUGACCUCAAAAACAAGAGUGAUAAACACAGCAGCAGCAGGCAUAAGUCGAGCAGGGAUAAGCGACGGUACAGUGAGAGGGACCAUCGCGACGAUGACAGGAAGCAUUCACGAGACGAUGAAGGCAAAAGCAGCCGUAAAAAAAGUCGCGGAGACGACGACGAUGACUCGCGAAGAAGGCGUCACCACAGCGAUAGAGGUGACCGACGUGACAAGAAAGAACGAGACGAAAGACGUGACAAAGACCACAAGCGUGAUAGUGAUGAUAGGCGUGACAAAGAUCACAAGCGUGAUAGUGUUGACAGGCGUGACAAAGAUCACAAACGCCAUAGUGAUGAUGGACGUGACAAAGACUACAGGCGUGAUAGUGACGAUAGGCGUCAUCGAGAUAAGCAUGAUCGACGUGAUCGUGACAGAAAACGUCAUGAUAGUGACCGUCAUCGUCACGACAGCAAAAGUGACAGACGUGAAAAGAAGAGUGCGAAUGAAGUCACCACGAGCGACGACGUCGUGGAAAGGCGACACCUCGACUCCAUUGACGAUGCUGACGAAGAACAAGACGCUCAGCCUUCGUCCACCGUCGGCCCGCUCCCCGGUGAAGCAAGUUAUACUAAGCUUCCAUUGCCUCCAAACCUCCCUACUCAUCUGCCUCAUGAUCAGGAUGACUUGAUCCCCUCAACCACACCUCCCCCUAUGGAGGAUGACCCCUCAUAUAUCCCACCAUACUCUCCCGAGGCUAUUCCUCCUGAGUCCCCUAUUCCUGCUCGUAAUGGCUCAGAUAAAUAUAUGCUCGACUCUCCACAAACUCCUCCAUCCCCAUCAUCUACACCACCUCUCGACGAUGGCGAAUAUUCUCCGUCUGCUCCACCGUACCCGGGCACUCCACACGCAGCUAAAGCUCGGAAAACGAAGCCCAAACGAUCGUCCAUUUCCAAAUUCGAGGCUCCAUCGCGGAGCGCGGCUGAAGGUAUUGCCAUUUGGCGAGGCGUCGUGCAGAUGACGGACGUUGCCAAGUUCACGGCCACGGCCUUUGAGGUCUCAGGCGGGUCAGUGAAUUUUACCCAAGAUGUGCCGGAUUCUAUCGACAUAGUCGGGCGCAUAUCCCCCGAAAACGUGUGGAGCUACAUUGCCGACACCAAGAAAGCAGCCAGCAAGGAAAUCCUAGUAGUUCGAUUUCAGCCUUCAAGUGAGGAGGAGAAAGUCUUCUACAUCGCUCUCUACUCCUACCUGUCUUCCAAAAAGCGCUAUGGCGUUGUGGGCAACUGCGAUAGAUCCAUAAAAGAUUUCUACAUCAUCCCAUUGGCUUCUCAUCAACCAAUUCCUCAGGUUCUACUUCCUUUAGAUGGCCCUGGUUUUGAAGAACAACGUCCUCAUAUGCUUGUUGGUGUUGUGGUGCGCACGAAGCCUAAGCGCAUCUACGACCAGUUCUCAGGUACCUGGAAGGAUAUACCUGAUGUUACCAAACUGUCAGAGGAGGGUUCUGCAAUGCUAAGCGAGUUGAAGGAGGCCAGUGAGCGGAGCUUCACCCCACCUCUGCCUGGGUCAGCCUAUGAUCCUGAAGAAGAAGAAGAGAUGGCAGUAGUUGCUGCAGGCUCCAAGAAGCCCGAGUCAGCUUCCGAACUUGAAAUUCUCCUAGAAAGUCCUAUCAUCGUUACACCGCCGGGUGCUCCCGAUGACGAUUCUGAUUCAGAAAUUGUUGACAUUCCAUCUAAUAAGGCAGUUAAACGGUCUACAGAUCAAGGGGAAAGUUCUGGCAGUAAAAAGGCCAAGACAGAACGCUCAAAAGAACAAGAAUCUAUGCUCGCAGAGCUCAAUCGGCAAAUCGAACAACACAAGAAGGAACUGAGCGCUAUGCACGAGAGCAUCAGUCAAAAAGACAAAGUUGUCAUUGCUGCUUCUCGAAAAGAAACAGUCCUUGACGAGCAUGACAAAAACGAUUCUGAUAAAAACAAGAAAAAGGAUCCAGUCAAACUAGACACUUCUAAAAUCAACAUUCCAGACAACCUGCACAUGAUUUUAGAAGGUAUCAAGCGUAAAGAAGAAGAAAUUAAACAGAAACAAGACGAAAUAGUGCGUCGAAAGAAUGAAGCUCAGAGUGUUAUUGGAGGCGACACUGACAUGCGACGCAUGCUUUUGCAACCGCCUAGUUUUGCAUCAAUUCCUGGAUUGCCUAUUGAAGGGCGAGUUGAUGUGACCACCGCACCUCUUCCCUCAGCUUACCAGUCGCCUGUUGCCGUCACGUCAUCUCUCCCUCAUGUAGGGAGCGCCAUUCAGGUACCACCUACGAAUGCACUCGGGAGCUCUGUGCAUCCACCCUCAGGAGCCUCCUCAGCUCAUCUACCUCAUAGUUUCAGCUCCCGUGGUCCACCUCCUUCUGUAGAACUUGGGCCGCCUCAUCCUCAACUCUCACAACCCCCACCAACCAUCGAUAGCCGUGCUGACUCUACACCAGCUUUACGUCCUCCCUCUCACCAUUAUAUGGAUGCUCAUGCCGUGCCUCCCUCCCCCUCUUCGGUUACUCACGGUUAUCCUCCUCCUCAAAGUCCAGCAGGUCUUCCUCCUCGCCCUAUUGUACCGCCGCGUGGGGGAAGCCACGAAUACCCUCCUUCCCCUCACCCAGUUCCUAUUGGUCCUCCUAUUCCAGUUGCCGGCCGCCCUCCUCGUCCUUUCGGCCCUCCACCUCACAUGCCGGGACAUCCUCCUCCCUACCGAGAAGGCGACGAGCACUACAGAGCUCAUUUCCAGCCUCCACCUGAAGAUUAUGAGUACGGCAGCCCCCGUAACCCUGGUUUCCGUCACAUGCCACGAGACGACCACCGAUUCAGAGGCUUACCGUACGACGAUUAUCGUGGCUAUCCCGAUGAGAGGGACCGGCGGUACCUCGAUGAAAGGGGACCUCAUGACCACGAGGAGUUCGAUUAUAGGCGAGGCCAUCGAGAGUGGGAAGGACCAAAACAUUGGCGUGGCCGUGGCAGAGCAGACUGGGAUAGACGGGGACGUGGCAGAGGAAGAUGGUAAUCAAAUUCUUCUAUCUCUGUCUUGCCCGAAAUUAUGAUUAUCAAUCAUAACUCAGGAAGUAUUAAUUUCUUCCGCUGAUCGCUAUUGAAAAUCUUUUUUGUUUUCUUUGAUGAUGAGGUGUUAGUUUUCAUUAGGUUUUUGUGUCAACGAGAUACUCUAAAACGGUGAGAUCUUUACGUGGAAUUUUAUGUAAUUUUACUUUUUGUACAUAUUAGGAACGGACAGCGCUAGGUCAAAUCUCGUUUGUCAAUUAAAUAAUCUACAUCUCAUUCAUUUGUUGUGUAUGAGAGGACAAAUAUGUUGAAGUAGAAUGUGCCAUUCUCUGAACUAUUUUUUCUUUAGUCGGUGCAGCCUCUGUGUAUCCAUUGAAUUUAUUUUGUUAAGAACAAGCGCGUGUUUUUCAUGCUCACGUUUGAUUUGAACGUUUUCAUGCUCACAUUUUGAUUUGACAGUUUUCUCUACUUCUGCUUCUUUCCAAUUAAUUUGAGUAUUUCGUGUAGAGAGAUGAGCUUAAAUGCAACUUGUUACCUAUCAAAAAUGGAAACUAACGGUGAUUGUUUAGUUGAGGGGCGAUUUUACUGUGACUCACUAAUUUACGAAAUCGCAGUUAUUUUUAUUAUUAUGCUCAGUGGCAUUAAUAUUGUUAAGAUUGUUUUAGUUUUACAAUGAAUCCCUGUCUCUACCUAAAUCUUUUCUCCUUUGACUUCCCAGAAUCAGAUCUUGAUUCCCUACUAAUUUGGCAAUAACAAUUUUCUUUCCACAAGUUAUGCAUAAACCCUGCAGUAAACUUUCUUUAUCACUCGUAGUUUCGACGAAUUUUGCCUCAAAAAGCAUUUCAAAGAAAUGAUUGCAGUACAACCAUGAAAUAUUUAUCUGAACCAUUGUAAUAGGUAGAGAUUGCGAUGGUUCCUUCUAUGAAAUUAAAUUCCUUCGGACAAUAAAUUGAUAAUGCUCACAAUUCUAUUCCGUGGACAUCAUUCUUGUCUGAUAUGAAUGGCCCGAUUCUCACUUGGUGGUAGUGAACGUCUGAAUUUUGCUGACGUAUUUUACUUGAUAUUUUGUCCCUUAUUGUGAAUGAGCAUUAUUAAUUUUGUGCGCAACUUCUUCAAAUUUCACUGCAAGGUCUUCCUCGCACUUUCCUCUGUCUCAUGGAUGCGACGUCUUGUGCGAACCCUCAUUGUUGUAUUUCUGUUCGUUCUUCUGGAAUGCCUACGUUGCCUGUCUCGCCCGCGAGCUGGUUAUUCGUUAUCCCGUGUAUUUUGGUGAUGUGCAACUGUAGCUCUUUGAAAAAAUUUCUGACGUUAUGGCCGAGCACGAAUUUUUUUACGUCAUUCUUGCACGAAUUAUUUUUUGUGCAAUGUACGCAGUAUGUUACUGGAGUAUUUAUUUCAGAAUGUAGAACAGAGACUAGCGAGUUUCUGGCUCUUUACGUAUGUAUUGCUGUAUUUGAUCUUGAAGGUCUCACGAGAUCGUCCUAAUGUUUGCUAUAUUCUCCAAUGUUUGAGUAUGAGUAAACGCGCACACUGUGCAUCUCUGACAUGACAAUGACCAUUAUUCUUAUUUAAUUCUAAUAAGAAUGAAUUGGCAUCAUUCUUCCCAUGUUGUGAUAAUGGAUUAUGAUAUGGAAUACAGUUUCAUUAAAACUGUAGUACGUCUCUAAAGUCGCAUGGUAGACAGGACUCUGACUAGCUUUUAUCGACAAAUGGCUAUGAUGAUUUCAGUAUGCUUUUAGUAUUCUCACCGUAUGUUUCUUAUAAAAUAAUGUAAAUUUCCAUAUGUCAAGUAAAGGCUUUUCUUAGC